Erigeron canadensis is the source of this 3328-nucleotide messenger RNA. RefSeq names its product replication factor C subunit 1. Gene Ontology annotation, biological process: DNA repair; DNA replication. Lineage: Eukaryota; Viridiplantae; Streptophyta; Magnoliopsida; Asterales; Asteraceae. The record is from RefSeq and is a predicted model, not a curated record. Gene Ontology annotation, molecular function: ATP hydrolysis activity; ATP binding; DNA binding. The coding region runs from base 108 to 3083 and encodes 991 amino acids. Gene Ontology annotation, cellular component: DNA replication factor C complex; nucleus. The transcript is spliced from 21 exons.
CCAAAAAGAAUCCACACUCUCACCCAACUAACCAACACCUUCUUUCUUUCCUUCCUUCCUUCCGCUUACUAGAUUUUCAAGAAUUCUGGAUAUCGAAUAACCGUAAAAUGCAACCGGAUAUUAGAAAGUGGUUCAUGAAGCAACAUGAUAAAGGAAACGAUAAUGGCAACUCACCAAAGUCUGCAAAACCCGCACUUGCAAUACCAGGAAAAGUGCCGACUGCUAAAGACGCCGCACCAUCAUCUGUGAAAUCUGUACAAGGAGGUCAAGAAAGUUCAGGGAGACGGAGAACGAGUAAAUAUUUUGCCAAUGAAAAACAAAAAGAAGAGGAUGUCACCGAAGUAUCUGGAGUUGCAGCGAAAAGAAAGGUACAACAGUCUUCGGCGGAUGUAAAGCCUCCACCUGUAAAGAAGGCGUACAUUAUAAAUAAUGACGAUGAUGAUGAUGAUUUUGUACCUUCCAAGACUGGAAAAAGCUCUGUUGAGUCAACUCCGAGUAAGAAACUGAAAAGUGGAUCAGGUAAGGGGGUUCCUCGUGCGACUGCGAAAGAAAGUGAUGAUGCAGAUGUUGUUGAUGAUGUCCCGACUCCUAAAUCUGCUGGAAGAGGUCGUGGUAGAAGAGGUGGGUCAGUUGGCGGAAGAAGUACAAAGGUAGACCUUGAUGAGGUUGAUGAUGACGACGAUGCUAAAGAGGUUAAGUCUGGUGGUCGUGGACGAGGUGGAAGGGGUGGUUCAUCGGCGGCAGGUGGUGGAAGGGGUGGUGGACGUGGCGGUUUUAUGGCUUUUGGUGAAAGAAAAGAUCCUCCUCAUAAAGGAGAAAAGGAAGUUCCUGAAGGCUCUUCUGAUUGUUUAGCUGGUUUGACUUUUGUCAUCAGUGGUACACUUGAUAGUUUGGAAAGAGAAGAGGCUGAAGAUUUGAUUAAACGCUAUGGUGGCCGUGUUACCGGAUCAAUUAGCAAGAAAACGAAUUACCUCUUAUGCGAUGAAGAUAUUGGGGGAAGGAAGUCAGCAAAAGCAAAAGAGCUAGGUACACGCUUUCUUACCGAGGAUGGGCUGUUUGAUAUGAUUCGUGCAUCUAAUCGUUCAAAAGUUGCCACUAAAGAAGACAAUAAAAAACAAGUGGACAAGAUUGCUGCUACUCAACCAAAGGCCAGUCCUCAGAAAGCAGUAAAUAAGACUUAUGAACCUCCUGUCAAGGGUAAAGCUACCACACAUGCUGGUCCAGGUGUUUCUCCAGCUAAGCGGAAAAAACAAAUUGUUGGCUCUUCAUUGCCAUGGACGGAGAAGUACAAACCAAAAGUUCCAAAUGACAUUAUAGGGAACCAGUCACUGGUGAAGCAGCUUCAUGAUUGGUUAACUCAUUGGAAUGAUAAUUUUCUGAAUGGUGCCAGCAAGGGGAAGGGGAAAAAGCAGAGUGAUUCAGGGGCAAAGAAGGCAAUACUAUUAAGCGGUACACCUGGCAUAGGGAAGACUACAUCCGCAAAGUUGGUUAGUCAGAUGCUUGGUUACCAGACUAUUGAGGUUAAUGCCAGUGACAGCCGUGGAAAGGCUGAUGCCAAAAUUGAAAAGGGAAUUGGUAGUAGUACUGCUAAUUCCGUAAAAGAACUCGUCAGUAAUCAAUCCCUGAGUGUUGACAUGAAUCACACGAAGCAUCCAAAGGCGGUGCUGAUUAUGGAUGAGGUUGAUGGUAUGUCUGCUGGAGAUAGGGGUGGCGUGGCUGAUCUAAUUUCCAGCAUCAAAAUAUCCAAAAUUCCUAUAAUUUGUAUAUGCAAUGAUCGAUACAGUCAGAAGUUAAAGAGCCUUGUCAAUUACUGCUUACUCCUAAGCUUCCGCAAACCAACAAAACAACAGAUGGCAAAGAGAUUGGCACAAAUUGCCAGUUCAGAAGGUGUUCAAGUAAAUGAGAUUGCGCUUGAGGAACUUGCUGAAAGAGUUAAUGGAGAUAUGCGCAUGGCUCUGAAUCAAUUGCAAUACAUGAGUCUUUCCAUGUCCAACAUUAAGUUUGACGACAUAAGACAACGACUUCUUAGUAGCUCCAAGGAUGAGGAUAUAUCUCCCUUUACAGCAGUUGAUAAGCUCUUUGGUUACAAUGCUGGUAAAUUGAGGAUGGAUGAGCGGUUUGAUCUUAGCAUGAGUGAUCCAGAUCUAGUACCUCUUCUUAUACAGGAAAAUUAUAUUAAUUACAGGCCAAGUGCGCUUGGAAAAGAUGAAAAUGGGGUCAAGAGAAUGAACUUACUUGCACGUGCUGCUGAUUCCAUUGCAAGUGGGGAUAUAAUCAAUGUACAAAUAAGAAGAUACCGUCAAUGGCAGCUGUCUCAAAGUAGUUCUCUUACGUCUGCUAUAAUCCCGGCUGCUCUGCUGCGUGGACAAAGGGAAAUACUUGCACAGGGUGAACGGAACUUUAACAGAUUUGGAGGGUGGCUUGGAAAGAACUCUACAAUGGGAAAGAAUUACAGGCUCCUUGACGAUGUGCAUGUUCAUCUGCAAUCAUCUCUACAAUUCAACUUGGGCAGGUCAACCUUGUGCCUUGAUUAUCUAUCUCUUCUUCUAAAACACAUGACUGAUCCACUGAAGAUGCUUCCUAAGGAUGAAGCUGUUGAAAAGGUUGUGGAGUUUAUGGAUACAUACUCCAUUAACCAGGAGGACUUUGAGUCGCUGGUGCUUAUGUCUAAGUUUCAGGGGCAUCCAAAUCCACUGGAUGGUGUUCAGCCUGCUGUGAAGUCUGCAUUAACAAAAGCAUACAAGAUAGGAAGCAAGUCACGUGUGAUUCGUACGGCAGACAUGAUCACACUUCCAGGCAUUAAAAAAGCUCCAAAGAAACGAGUCGCAGCGAUGCUAGAACCAGUAGAUGAUGGUCCAGGGGAAGAGGGUGAUGCCACUGCAGAAAAUGAAGAAAACAACUCGGAUGCAGAGGAUUUAGAAGGUACAGACGAGGGAGAGGAAAAGCCAAAAGUGGACAUUAACAGUCUUAGUUCCAAAGGAAUUCAAAUACAAACGGAGUCAAAGGCUACAGGCACAAAGAGGGCCCCUGCAGGUAGGGGAAGAGGGGGCGGUGCUGCUAGUUCUUCCAAACGAAAAAGGUAGAGAACAGGUUCUGUGGGCACCACGACUUCAAAUAACUUUGGUUUUAUGUGACAUUUGAGUACAAGACUACAAAUUAUGCUUCAUCCUUUUUUCCCUCUUGUUGGGGUUUGUAAGCAACUGAUAAAAUGUAAAGUUUUGGAGGCAGAAUGUAUAUAUGAUUUAGAUUUUAGAUGUGGUACUUCGGUUGUGUCAUGCAUCUUGGGUGCAAAUUCUAUGGUAUUUUAAAUUGUGAUUCAUUUUUAGUA